Scheffersomyces amazonensis is the source of this 1001-nucleotide messenger RNA. RefSeq lists its product as uncharacterized. NCBI's taxonomy places the organism in Eukaryota, Fungi, Ascomycota, Pichiomycetes, Serinales, Debaryomycetaceae. The record is from RefSeq and is a predicted model, not a curated record. The coding region runs from base 42 to 821 and encodes 259 amino acids. The transcript has a single exon.
AUCAAUGUAGACCUCUAAGGUAUAUAGGUGAAGGUAUAGUUAUGGUUAGAAUGAAGAUAGAUCGCAUAGAUGAGAUAAUCGACUUGUUAGGCUCCACCGACAUUGAAGACAUUACAUUAGGGAUAAAUCUGCUCGAUGAAUUUCUUGGACAAAACUUACAGAGCAUUGUGGAGCAUUUUGAUACUAGUUCAACAAAGAGUAGUAAUGGAGUUAAACUAACAAGUUUCGACAACAAAAAUAUUCUUAUUAGCUCUCAAGAUAGUUUUCAGUAUAAUCUAGUUUCUGCCUUAUUAGGGUAUUACAAAGUUGUGAAUAGGGAUCUAUCAAAGAUUGAUAUAGAUACUGCGUUACUUGCUAAUCGUUUAUUACAAGGAUUACUAUUGAUACAUCCGAAUUCUCGAAAAUUAUUCCAUAGACCCUCAAAUAUGCGUGUGAUACUAGAAUUACUUGAAAAAAGUGAGAUAAGCUUAGGCAUAUCAUUGAUAUCGACUUUGAUACAUAUAUUAUUGAAAGAUUUUACUAAUUUUAGAGUAUUUGAAGCCAAUAAUGGCUGCUCUAUAAUAAUCAAACGCUUUAAAUUAUCUUCAUUUGAUAUAAAUCAGAAACAAACUACUUAUUCAACUUUUAAAUCCAAAAGAUAUAAUCAACAAGACUUAAAUUUUAAGAUUAUUGAGUUUUUGUUAUUUUAUUUAAUUGAUGAAAGGAGAAUAAAUACAAACUUUAAAACUUUAGAACAGAAAUCAAAUCUUUUCAGGAAAGAUUUCCCAGAAAUUGACGACCUUAUAGAUAGUCUUAAUGAAUUGAACGACUUACAAAGUUAAUGAGAUAUUAAUAAUAGUGUAAAAUAGUAAUGGUGUGUAUAUUAUAUUAAGAUGGUUAUAAAAAUAAAUAGUAAUGGAAAAUAAGAUAAUAGUAAUAGAAUAGUAAUAAAUAGUAAUAGAAUAGUAAUAGAAUAAUAAUAGAAUAAUAAUAGAAAAUGUAGUAAUAAGUUAAUGAUGAUC